Molecule: messenger RNA, 1053 nt
Organism: Porites evermanni
Lineage: Eukaryota; Metazoa; Cnidaria; Anthozoa; Scleractinia; Poritidae
Source: the annotation of a GenBank genome assembly
AUGACAACAGAAAGUGAUCCACGUUCAUUGGCGACGAUUUGCUUCCAAGGAACGAUUUUGGGCUUUAUUAUCUUGGCGGCCAUAAUGGGGAAUACUCUUAUUUUAACAUCGCUGUACCGUUUCACCUGCCUUCAGACUAAAACGAACGCCUUUGUUCUGAAUCUGGCGAUCGCCGAUUUAUUUCUUGCAGUUUCCGCAAUGCCGUUUACCCUGGCCACGUCCAUUAAAUACGACUGGAUCUUUGGGAAUGUCAUGUGCCAGGUUACCGCCGUAUUGAACUCCAUUUUCUGUGAAGCUUCUAUAAUGACCCUUGCAUUUGUAAGUCUGGAGCGGUUUCUCGCGAUAGUUUAUCCUCUGGAAUAUGAAAGGAUGGUCACAUCGAAACGCGUAAAAUUUGUCAUUGGUUUCAUCUGGUCCGAGGCGAUUUUCUGCGCGAGUUCCACCUUUGUCUUUUCCAGAUUUACCUUCUUAAAGUUUGAGUCAAUAUGCACCGUUGACUGGGGUUAUAAUAUGGCGUACACUCUUUUAUUCGCGAUUCUAUUUUUUUAUGUGCCUUUUCUUGUCACAGCUGUUUUGUAUUGUGUUAUUUUACACACAGCGAUUAAACAACAUCAGCGAGUCGCCGCCAUAAAAGUUGGGGAGAUAGUUCUUGAUCGCCAAUCGCAAAAGCGCGAUAAAGCGGAACAAGACAGAGGGGGAGCAAAAUGGACUAAGAAGGAACACAAGGCGACUAUCAUGAUAGCGAUAGUGGUGGGGACGUUCUGCGUAUGUUGGAUCCCUCACUCAGUCAGCGUUUUUUGCCUUCUAGAUUCAAAUUGUCAAUGGGAUGACUCCUUUUUUAUAGUCACAACUUGGUUGGCCAUGCUCAACAGUGCCAUGAACUCGAUAAUUUACGGUUUGAUGAACCGAAGCUUUCGCCGCGCGUUUAAGAGUAUCUUGUUUUGUGAACGGUACGUAGGUAACGCGGAUCUGGUGACAAAUAUUCUGCAAGAAAGAAAAGAGAAAAAGAGCUACGGGAAUGUGUCAAGUCUUUGUUAUAAUACUGAGAGGUAA